UGACGAGCAAACCAACAUCCUCUCUUCAAGUCUCUUGUGUCUUGAGACAUUUAAGUCUGUAUCGCGAUCCCUGCGUAACCCUAGUGGCAUCGAGGAGAAGGGGGGGACGGGCUUUUUUUUAAUGCACCCAAAGCGGCAGCCAACGAUGCUCUUCACAUUCUAAUCCUGUCAAUUCGGUUCGGUAACAAGAUUUUCUCCCACACGACUACGUACUCUCCUAGAGAUGGACGAGGAGUCCCCUCUCCCUGGAACAAUUCACUUCUUCCCCAGUGCCGAUGGUGGUGAGGGGGUGACUUUAAUCCCUCCCCCGACCAACUCCCCAGAUGAUCCCCUGAACUGGAGCACCAGUCGACGGUAUUGGCAUGCCUUUCUCAUCCUGUUCAUUGUGGCCUUCACCGCGGCGACUUCCAACGAUGCAGGAACGGCCGGCAAUGGGAUGAACGUGGAGCUGGGGAUUUCGUGGGAUGCCAUCAACAUCGCCGCCGGGGUGUUGUUUGUGGGAAUCGGGUAUUGCACUUUGCUGCUGAGCCCCGCCCCGUUCCUCUACGGACGACGGAUCUCCUACCUGCUCUGCCUGCUGUUUUCGCUGAUUGGUUCGAUCUGGAUGGCCCGGAUCCAGACCACGCAAGACAACAUCUGGAACCAACUGUUCGUCGGGGCGUCCGAGUCCUGUGCUGAAGCUCUCGCCCAACUGUCCCUCUCCGACCUGUUCUACCAGCACCGACGCGGCCUCGUGCUCGGAUUAUACGUUCUCGCCACGAGUAUCGGGACGUUUACGGGGCCGCUGGUGGCGGGAUUCAUCACCGAUAGCGCCGUCCUGGGGUGGAGAUGGGUGGGUUGGCUCGCCGUGAUCUGCUCGGGAGCGCUCCUCGGUGUCUUUUAUUUCGGACUGGAGGAGACAUCCUUUGAUCGCAAGAGCGUUAUCCAGGGACUGAACAAUGCGCCCCUGGCAGCGACAACAACAACAACAACAACAACAACAACAAACGACGCGCGGUUAGACGGAGAAAAGAUCAAAGACCUAGCAGAGGAGGCACAACCCGCAUCCCCGGUGUCGUCCAGCGUGGACGACGAGGAGAGUCGCCAACGGAAAGGCAAGAGUUAUUUCCAGCGCAUCGCUCUCAUUACCCCCUCUCCUACCUUGGUCGGGACCGGGUUCAAACAAUACGUGCGUCGUCUCUGGCACACGCUGCGGGUCUUUACGUUCCCGCCCGUGCUUUACUCGGGUCUGCAAUGGGGCGCGCAAGACGCCUGGCUGACCUUCUACCUGACGGUGGAGGAUGAUAACUGGUACAGCCCGCCUUGGAACUACAGCGACGCCGCCGUGGGGAUUAUGACGGUUCCGACGCUGAUCGGCUCCUGCAUCGGCUGUAUCUACGGCGGCUGGUUUUCCGAUUACUUUGUGGAGUGGAUGGCGCGGCGCAAUCAUGGCGUCGUGGAAGCCGAGCAACGACUCUGGCUGAUGCUCCCGGUCGCGUUGAUCGGUCCAGCUGGCUUGAUGCUCUUUGGCAUUGGCACCGACAGGGGCUGGAACUGGCCGCUGCCUUACCUGGGACUGGGUUUCGUGGGCUUUGGUUGGGGCUGUGCCGGCGAUCUCAGCAUGGCCUACCUGAUGGAUGCAUAUCCGGAUAUGGUUCUGGAGGGCAUGGUCGGUGUCUCCGUCAUCAACAACACCAUCGGGUGUAUUUUCACCUUCUCCGCCCAGUACUGGCUGGAAGCCCAGAGUCUGUCCAUGCUGUUUGUGACCAUCGGCAUUCUGAGCUUCAUCUUCAUCAUGACUACGGCUCCUAUGAUUUACUGGGGCAAGGCCUGCCGGAAAAUGACUCGCCGGCGCUAUGAGAAUUUUCUGCAGAUUCGCGAUGGUCGUCUUUAG
This is a messenger RNA of Aspergillus ochraceoroseus IBT 24754, 1873 nucleotides long. RefSeq lists its product as uncharacterized. NCBI's taxonomy places the organism in Eukaryota, Fungi, Ascomycota, Eurotiomycetes, Eurotiales, Aspergillaceae. Gene Ontology annotation, biological process: transmembrane transport. Gene Ontology annotation, molecular function: transmembrane transporter activity. The record is from RefSeq and is a predicted model, not a curated record. The transcript has a single exon. Bases 224 to 1873 code for a protein of 549 amino acids.